AUGCCAUACAUGUCAUCUCAGCCCAAGGUGCUCAUUGCCGGCGGUGGAAUCGGGGGGUUGAGCACGGCUCUCGCCCUACACGCCUCUGGACUGACGGACAUACACAUCUUCGAGGCGGCGGGAAAACUCACUAGCCUUGGCGUUGGUAUCAAUGUCCAACCUUCAGCAGUCCUCAUCCUUCGGAACCUUGGCCUGCUACCCGAAUUAGAACGAACUGGAGUUGUGACCCAAGAGCUCAACUUCUAUAAUCGACAUGGCGACGAGAUUCUCUCCGAGCCGCGUGGGAUCAAGGCCGGAUACGCCGUCCCUCAGCUAUCUAUCCAUCGUGGCCACUUCCAAAUGGUCUUGUUAGAUGCAGUGCGGAAGCGCAUUGGGGAGGACAGGAUUCAUCUGGGCCACGCGCUGGUCAACUUCCAGCAAGAUGACAAGUCCAUUACGGCCUUUUUUCAGCAUGCCGAGAACACCCAAGGGGCGGUCCCGUCUAUGACAGGUGAUGUCCUUAUUGCGGCUGACGGCAUUAACAGUGCCACCCGCAAACUCCUGUACCCUGAAGAAGGCCCUCCCCGAUUCUCUGGUCGCAUAUUGUGGCGCGGAUGUAUUGAGCGAGAGCCGUAUCUUACCGGUGCCAGUAUGGUCUGGGCUGGAUUUGCCGAUCAGAAAUUUAUCGCAUACCCAAUAAGCGGCGAGUCGGCACGAAAUGGAAAAUCUCUCGUUAACUGGAUUGCCGAACUCCGCGUACGCGACGACUCUGACCCUGACAAAACACCCCCGAAAGUUGAUUGGACAAAGACAGUGCCCAAGGAGCGGUUCGCCGGGCCAUUUAAUGGCUGGAAAUGCGGCGGGCUCCAUAUGGUAGAAGAUCUGAUUGCGCCUACGGAGCGCGUGUUCGAGUUCCCUAUGUGCGAUAGGGAUCCAGUAGAGCGCUGGGCUUUUGGCAGAAUUGUUCUCCUAGGGGACAGUGCCCAUCCCAUGUACCCAAUUGGCUCGAACGGAGCGACACAAGCCAUUAUCGACGCCGAGACAAUCACACAGUGUCUUGCUGGGACAGAGACGGAAAAAAUACCCGAGGCGUUGAAGAAGUACGAAGAGAUCCGGCUGCCUCCGACCGCAAAGAUUGUGUACGCCAACCGAGCAAACGGACCUGAUCAUGUGUUGCAGCUGGCGGAGGAAAGGGCGCCAGAGGGCUUCAAGAAUGUGUACGAUGUUAUCCCAAAGGAUGAACUUGAGAGCAUCGGGGCUAAAUACAAGGCAGUUGCGGGUUUUGAGCUCGAAGCCGUUAACAAGAAGGCCAAGGAGACGGAAGAACUAGCAGCGAGAUUUACGGAAAAGUGA
This is a messenger RNA of Pyricularia grisea, 1332 nucleotides long. RefSeq lists its product as uncharacterized. The record is from RefSeq and is a predicted model, not a curated record. Bases 1 to 1332 code for a protein of 443 amino acids. Gene Ontology annotation, molecular function: FAD binding; monooxygenase activity. NCBI's taxonomy places the organism in Eukaryota, Fungi, Ascomycota, Sordariomycetes, Magnaporthales, Pyriculariaceae. The transcript is spliced from 2 exons.